UUGAUGAAUACAGAGCUCUGACAUCUUCAUAGAUAGUUUAAGGGAAAUAAUAAAUUGCAAAAAUUGUAAUUUUGUUUGUAAAUGUAUAAUUAAAUCAAAGUUUUCCAUUAUAAAUAUGUGAUAAGUAACUAAAGUACUAGUUCUUUAUGAAAUCCCAACAACAUUGGACUUACUCAUGGUCUCAAUUCUGAAGGAAUGGAUAACAAAAUUUCCGCGCAUAUGUGGCAAAAUACAUAAAAUUAAAGUUCUUCUUUGAGAAUUUUUAAAAAUAGCAGUGUAUAUUAUUAACAUUUUGGUUCUACGAUACGCUUUUACAUUUUUAAUUUAAAAGUUUAUAAAAAAUGAGCAUUGCUAUAAAGUUUGGAAGCCAAUGAGUAAUUGGACAAAUAACAGGACGAAAAUUGAAUUUGAUGCAUUUUCUACAUAUUCAAAUCGAAACCCCCACCUAUUUCGCAUAAAAAUGCGUUCACGAAAAAUCCUUAUCAUAGCUGGUUUUCUAACAACCUGGACUUUUAUAACAUAUUAUUUUUUAAUACGGAGUAGUACUAUGUAUCCGCAAAAACAUAGUUUGCUCUUACAGAAGCUAAAUAAAUUGGAACAUGAAUCACGGAUUGAAAAUAUGGAAAACAGUAAACUUUUGGGACAACUUAUAGAUAUUGUAAAGAAAAAAAUUACUUCGGAUGAUAUAGAAGAGCCCAAACCACAUAAAGAUUCAAAAGAUCGUCCUGUGGGAAUUGUUGCUCUUCGCCAAGAUCAUUAUCUGGGUGUACAAGAAAACCGAGAAGGGAAUGAAAAUGAAGAUGAGCGACAACAGAAUGCUGAAGAAGAUAGUGGGAAAGAUAGUAAAAUUCUCAAACCUACAAUUACCUACAUGCCAAACGGCGAACCUGUGAUACCAAUUUUGGUGAUUGCUUGUAACCGUGUAUCUAUUCGAAAAUGUUUGGACAAUUUGGUUCAAUACCGUCCGAACGCUGACCAGUUUCCUAUUAUAGUAUCGCAGGAUUGUGGUGACCAACAAACCAAAAAAGCAAUUUUAAGUUAUGAGUCUCAGGUAACGCUAAUUGAGCAACCGGAUCAAACUGAUAUCCUCACACCACCGCGGGAAAAGAAAUUCAAGGGAUAUUAUAAGAUAGCACGACACUAUGGUUGGGCGCUGAACACAACUUUCCAAAGAGGCUACGAAUACGUCGUUAUUGUUGAAGACGAUUUGAACGUAGCUCCUGAUUUUUAUGAGUAUUUCUUAGGUACCCAUGCUUUGCUCAAAGACGAUCCCUCACUAUGGUGCGUAUCUGCGUGGAAUGACAACGGUAAAGAUAAGUUUAUUGACAACACUAAACCUGAACUUUUAUAUCGAACGGAUUUCUUCCCGGGGCUUGGUUGGAUGCUCUCUAAAAACCUAUGGCAAGAACUAUCUGUUAAAUGGCCAAAAUCAUUUUGGGAUGACUGGAUAAGACAUCCAGAGCAAAGAAAAGAACGUGCAUGCAUUAGACCGGAGAUAUCGCGAACCAGAACAUUUGGAAAAAUCGGCGUUUCGAAUGGUUUAUUUUUCGACAAAUAUCUGAAGUUUAUAAAACUUAGCGAACAUUUUGUACAUUUUUCUAAAAUGAACCUCACCUACUUAUUAAGAGAAAACUACGAUCGUGUAUUUUUGAAUGACGUUUAUUCUUAUCCAAUUGUAACUUAUGACGAAUUACGCAGGAAUCUCAUUAAAACUGAUGGACCAGUUCGAAUUCAAUAUACAACAAGAGAGCAAUAUAAACAUAUAACAUCGAUAUUAGGACUCAUGGGAGACUUCAAGAGUGGCGUACCGCGUACUGCUUAUCACGGUAUAGUUUCGUUCUUUUACCAAAAGCGGCGUGUAUAUUUGGCACCGAAUGCUAAUUGGAAAGGUUACGAUUUGUCAUGGAGCUAACAAAAUAUUAUACAUGUCUUGAAUCUAAACUAAACAGCAACUUUUGAGAGCUAAUAUUUUUACUGUACUGUGAAACCCAUAUAUACGGAAGAAAAUACCAUAUAUUAUUUUCAGAUAAUAUGUUUGUCGUAAUGCUUUCCUAAAAUGAGUAUAUUUACAAAGCAACAGCUGAAGAUAUAUUAAAUAGUUAUGAAAUAAUAGCCACAACCAAAAAUUAAGUAAGUUAAUUGCGUGUGAAUGUAAACCUAGACUUUAUCGUUUUUAUUUAUGUAUAUUUGAAUGAAACUAGGUAAUAAUACAUAAUAAUAUGAUAUUAAUUUAAUAUAAACACCUAUUUACACAUUCUAUAACAGCAGUGGCGAAAAUACGUUCUGUUAAUUCUAUCUGAAACUAUUUUUGCUCAUGCGUUGAAGUUACGUGCUCUCUUAGAAAUACAUAUAUCGUGAACUUAUGCUUAAUAUCCUCUGUUUGCAUAAUUACUUUUCGUUACUAUUCUGUGAUUAAGCUAUUGUAUGAUUGAAAAUAUCGGCUAUGAAGCCAAUGGUUGAAUUAGUAGCAAUAUUUUAAUUUCGGACAAACUUCAGGUAGAGGAUAUUGAAUAUAAAAUCUCGAUAAUUAUUUUUUACUUGUUUUGUCCUAUUUUGUGUGAUUGUUAAUUAAGAUAUGUAAAUAAAAUAAGUUUGCCAAUAUUAAUAAUUAAGAUAUUCUGUUGAAUAUGUGCGCAUUUGAAUUUUGUCCUAUUUACCAAGUAACAGAAUGUUGUGAUUUGUGUAUGUAAUCUCUAAAUUUUCUUCAGAUUUUUUUAGUAUAUGUACAUAUAUAAUAUAUAUGCGUAUUUCGUAAAUACAUGAAAUAGUUAUAUGAUGACCAUUUAUCCGAAUUUGUAACUUAUAUUUAAAUUUCUCAUCUCCUAUAUCCAUAUGUAUGAAAAGCAGCUGUAUAUAGAGAAAUAUAUUUGUGAUUGAAACAUCUAAAGGCUCAUUAUUUACAAAAACGUUGCAUUUCCGUUCGACGUGGAAAUAAAUGCUAAUGUGAACAUUUUCUUUGUAGAAAUACAUUUUUAACACAGAUUUUCAUUUUUAAUAAAUUAAAUAAAUUAUUUUAUUGUGCCACAC
Messenger RNA from Ceratitis capitata (Mediterranean fruit fly), 3027 nucleotides. RefSeq names its product alpha-1,3-mannosyl-glycoprotein 2-beta-N-acetylglucosaminyltransferase. Gene Ontology annotation, molecular function: alpha-1,3-mannosylglycoprotein 2-beta-N-acetylglucosaminyltransferase activity. The record is from RefSeq and is a predicted model, not a curated record. Gene Ontology annotation, biological process: protein N-linked glycosylation. Lineage: Eukaryota; Metazoa; Arthropoda; Insecta; Diptera; Tephritidae. Bases 371 to 1912 code for a protein of 513 amino acids. The transcript has 8 exons. Gene Ontology annotation, cellular component: Golgi apparatus.